This is a messenger RNA of Iphiclides podalirius (scarce swallowtail), 360 nucleotides long. Lineage: Eukaryota; Metazoa; Arthropoda; Insecta; Lepidoptera; Papilionidae. The record is from the annotation of a GenBank genome assembly.
AUGUCCGAGUAUCCAGGAUGUGCUAGAACCCAAAAGAUGCAACAAACUCCUGAUCCUAGACGCCCUGAUCGCGAACGCCGUUUUAAACCUCCUCCGCCAACAUCAGCACCAACAGAAGAUCUUACUACUGAUUACAUGAAUAUUCUUGGAAUGGUAUUUUCAAUGUGUGGAUUAAUGAUGAGAUUAAAGUGGUGUGCUUGGACAGCUGUGUUUUGCUCUAGUAUCAGUUUCGCAAAUUCAAAGGUUUCUGAUGACACCAAGCAGAUUGUAAGUUCAUUUAUGCUUUCAAUUUCUGCGGUUGUGAUGUCAUACAUGCAAAAUCCUGCACCAAUGUCUCCACCUUGGGCUUCUCUGACAACA